Molecule: messenger RNA, 1611 nt
Organism: Fonsecaea multimorphosa CBS 102226
Lineage: Eukaryota; Fungi; Ascomycota; Eurotiomycetes; Chaetothyriales; Herpotrichiellaceae
Exons: 1
Coding region: 1-1611 (536 amino acids)
Biological process (GO): transmembrane transport
Molecular function (GO): transmembrane transporter activity
Source: RefSeq, a predicted model, not a curated record
AUGGCACCCUCUAGCCUUGACCGGGCAGAAACCUCACGACAAGCCUCGACGACCGACACGCUCACACCCACGCCCAACACCGGAUCAAAGACCGUCGUCACCUUCCCACCUGGCGACCCGGCCGAUCCUCGAAACUGGCCUGUCUGGCGAAAAUGGACCAUCGUGGCCAGCAUCACGCUCAUCGACUUGACCGUCUCGUGGGGCGCUUCUGGCUUUUCACCUGCCAGCGAAAAAUUCACCAAGCACUUCCAUGUCAGCACCGAGGUCGGCGUCCUGGGCCUCUCCCUCUACGUCUUGGGAUUGGCAUUUGGCCCCAUGAGUCUGGCGCCCUUGUCUGAGUAUUAUGGCCGGACGCCACUUUAUGUCUUGCCGUACGGGACGUAUCUGCUCUUUCUCCUGGGCACCGCGCUCGUCGAUAACCUUGGCGGCUUCCUCGUCCUCCGCUUUUUCUCCGGCCUCUGCGCCAGCGUGACCAUAGCGAACUUCGGCGGGACGAUAGCGGACCUGUGGCCGCGGCACAAGGUUGGACCUGCCAUGAGUGUGUUCCUCUGGGCUGCCGUGUGUGGUUCGCCAUCCGGGUAUUUCUUGCUCGCCUUCGUCGCGCAGACCAGAGGGUGGAGAGAUGUCUUCUGGGCACUGUUGGGCAUCUGUGGCGGGCUAUGGCUGAUUAUGGUUGUUGUCCUGGUCGUCUUCGGGAACGAGACGAGACAUUCCGUCUUGUUGAGAAGGAGGGCGAGUCGCCUGAGACGAGAGCGAAACUCGAGCAAUGUCACCGUCCCGGAGGAGAUGAGGCGCAAGUCUCUGACACAGCUGUUUCGAGUCACUCUGUCUCGGCCCUUCCGGUUUCUGGCUACAGAGGCCAUCAUCAUCUUUGCCGCGUUGUAUAACGGGUAUCUCUAUGGUCUGUCAUUCCUGUUCAACGACGCAUUCAACUUGGUUUUCGGCAAGCACGGCUAUGGCUUCGGAGUCAUCGGGGUGGGCUUGUGCUUCCUGGGCCUCGUCGUCGGCAUAACGCUGGGUCCUGUUGUUAACAUCUGGCAAGAGCAACAUUACCAAAAAGCCAUCCAUUCACAUCCCCGAGAUCCAGAAGAACCAAGUCGUGACGACCCUGACGUCAACAAAGACGACAAGCGCUUCAAAAACAUCCCCGAAGCACGCCUUCAACUGGCCAAAAUCGCCGCGGUCUUGUUUCCCAUCUCCCUGUUCUGGUUUGGCUGGACCUCGGUGCCGACAUACAAUAUUCACUGGAUGGUUCCGAUUCUUGCCACUGUAGUGUUCGGAUGGUCCUUUUACACGUUGAUCCUCAUGACGUAUAUGUACAUCGAGGACAGUUAUAUGGUGUUCUCCGCCUCGGCCCUGGCCGGUGUUGGACUCAUUAGAAAUCUGGCCGGUGCCGGUUUUCCAUUGUUUGGCACCCAGUUGUUUGAGAACGAAGGCUACAACUGGGCAGGAACCAUACUGGGAUGCCUUGCGAUAUUGCUGGUGCCCAUUCCCUUUGUGCUCGAGAGGUUUGGAACAAGGUUGAGAAGAAAGAGCCCAUAUGCAAGACAGCACAUGGACGAUGAUGAUAUGGAGGUGGACGCUUCCGACACUGAUGACUCCGAGCUAUGA